AUGACCAUGGUGAAAUCGGCCGUAAAGAAGGGAGGAAAAAGAUUGACUCACCAAGAGGAUCCGAAAAUUAGGGAUGGAGUUGUUAAACAUAGGGAGAAACUAACAAGCAGACAAAAACAAAGGCUUAAGAAGCGUUUCCUGAAAUCUGAUGAACUUGUUGAAAAUAGGACAUCUAAAAAGUCAUCUGACAGUGUGUCUGCGACUCAAAGUGGAUUUUUUGAAAAUGACGGUGACGAACUUAUGGUUGAUGAUUUUGGACGUCUAUCGGAUUUGGAAGAAGACAUUGAGACAAAUGCGGAUUCUGUAGAACCUGUAAAUGAAAAAGAGGAUAUUAUCACAAACCUCACUUCCGAAGAUGCGGUUGGAAAGUCUGCAAUGGAUUCCAGUACAUUAGACCAACGCAUUCGGAACUGGCUUUAUAUCCUCUCCGAUUUCAAAAACAGAGCACCUGCAGACCUCAAUAGGAGUUUGUGUGUUCGGACUCUGAUAAGCGACUUAUGUUCUCGCUAUUCGUACAACCAGUUCCUUAUGGUGAAACUUCUUGAUUUGUUUCCCAAAGAGGCUUUAAUAAAUCGCGGUGUAAACCUUGAUCCUUUGGAACCGUGGAGCAAAGUUGGACUUGUUGUUUAUUCAUCACAAGUACCAUUAGGCGCAACACCAGAAUAUCUUGCCGGUCAUUAUAUACUUCAGGGAGCUAGUUCUAUGCUUCCUGUAAUUGCCUUGUCCCCUCAGUUAGGCGAGCGUAUCUUGGAUUUGUGUGCUGCGCCUGGUGGGAAAACAACUUACAUUGCACAACUCAUGAAAAAUACUGGCACCAUUUUUGCAAAUGAAAUAAACCCCAAUAGAGCCAAAGCGUUACUUGGAAAUUGUCAUCGUAUGGGUGUGACAAAUACUGUCAUCUGUACAGAAAAUGGGCGGAAAUUUCCAAAUAUUAUGUCUAACUUCGAUCGAGUCCUCGUAGACGCACCGUGUUCUGGAACUGGUAUAAUUGCCAAAGAUCCUUCUGUGAAAACCACCAAGAAUAACGACGAAAUUCGGAAGUGUGUAGAAUUGCAGAAAAGAUUACUUGUAGCUGCUAUUGAUUCCUGCAAAGUUGGAGGUUACGUAGUCUACUCCACAUGCUCCAUAUUGGUAGAAGAGAAUGAGAAUGUUGUAAACUUUGCGUUAAGACGAAGAAAGGUACGUCUGGAGGAAACGAAACUGUUUGGGGAGAAGGGUUUCACUGCGUAG
Molecule: messenger RNA, 1230 nt
Organism: Schistosoma bovis
Lineage: Eukaryota; Metazoa; Platyhelminthes; Trematoda; Strigeidida; Schistosomatidae
Source: the annotation of a GenBank genome assembly